Molecule: messenger RNA, 5009 nt
Organism: Microplitis demolitor
Lineage: Eukaryota; Metazoa; Arthropoda; Insecta; Hymenoptera; Braconidae
Gene: Baldspot
Product: elongation of very long chain fatty acids protein 6
Exons: 4
Coding region: 604-1509 (301 amino acids)
Biological process (GO): sphingolipid biosynthetic process; fatty acid elongation, saturated fatty acid; fatty acid elongation, polyunsaturated fatty acid
Cellular component (GO): endoplasmic reticulum membrane
Molecular function (GO): fatty acid elongase activity
Source: RefSeq, a predicted model, not a curated record
CUCGUACGGGUCGUCUGUAGGUUGUGUCUACGCGUGUCGGUGAUUAUUAUUGGGGGCUUAUAUUGUGAAUUAAAACUCUGCUGGUGUCAGUUAACGUUUAAGUGGUUGAUUGUCAAUAAAUACCCGGUUAACUGUUACGUGUGUCUAAUGAUCGUGUGUUUAAUUACAAGGAGUGGAUUAUUGUAUGUACUGGUUAACAAAACCUACUGGUUAUAAUCCAACAUAUGCACAUAUGUAUAUUUGCGCAUACGAGAAAGAUAGAGAAGACAUUUUCGCGCCGAUACGACCACCCUAUACUGCUGACUGCUGACUGCUUGCUUGCUGGUUUUAUAUUAAAUAUACCAAAUUGUAUACGACAUAUGUGCAGUAUGUGCACUAUCGAAUUUACUUUUAAACCGGCAAAUAUUACAAUCAUUGUUUAGACAUUAAAAAGUUGUUUUACUGCAUAAUUUAUAAGCUAAUUUAAAAAGUCUUAUAUUCAUAAAUUGUAUGUCAGUGUUAAGAUAAGACACUUAAGUCAGUAUAGCAACGGGAAUUUAGUGGAAAAAUUUAUUCGCUGCUAAGGAGAUCGUCCACGGAUUUAAAAUAAAAAAAUAUAUCAAGAUGUUGCAAUUAUCACCAGCGUACAUGGAGCGGUUCCAGCCAAACUACUCAUAUAUAUUUGAAUUCGAGCGUAAGUUUGAGCAUGAAGAUACACGUGACUGGAUGACAGAUCACUGGAAAAAUUCAGUUUACUUUGGUGCCAUUUACUUGAUUGUAAUUUAUGCCGGGCGUCAGUGGAUGGCCGACAGACCGAAGUAUGAAUUGAGAGGACUCCUUACCGUGUGGAAUAUCGCGUUGGCAAUAUUUUCCAUAAUGGGUGUCGUUAGAACCGUGCCAGAGUUCUACCAUGUGUUAAAAAACUAUGGGUUCUACCACAGUGUCUGUGUGCCCAGUUUUAUGUUUAAUCGAGUAUCUGGUUUCUGGGUAUGGAUGUUUGUGCUGUCAAAAUUACCCGAACUGGGAGACACUUUAUUCAUCGUGCUGAGGAAGCAGCGACUGAUAUUUCUCCACUGGUACCACCAUAUGACCGUGCUGAUGUACGCGUGGUUCUCAUACGCCGAGUACUCUGCGCCAGCACGUUGGUUCGUUGUCGUAAAUUAUACUAUUCACGCAAUGAUGUAUACAUAUUAUGCAUUAAAAUCAAUGCGGUACUCCCCGCCUACGUGGAUCGCUAUGAUGAUAACGGCAUUGCAAAUCGCACAAAUGAUUGUCGGGUUUGCGAUAACUAUUUGGGUUUACCAAAUGUACGUGUCGCAUGGCCAGCGUGAAUGUCAUAUCACUAUGACAAACAUACGCAUAAGUGCUCUAAUAUAUGUAAGUUACUUGGUAUUGUUCGCGAAAUUCUUCCGCGAGGCCUACAUGACUGACAGGAAAAUGUCCAAGAGUAUCUUCAACAAAGCCCAAGACAGUGGACACGUCAAUCAAUCCAGCCACAGUACUUCAAACGGGAAGCUCAAGAGUAAUUAGACGGUUGUAAGAGUAAUUAUUAUUACUGUUGUUAUUAAACACAGAGACAGUGUUACUAUAAAAUGGUUUACUUAGCAAAUCUAGGACCUUAAGUCAAAGGACUACGCAAGAGCCUCCAUUGACAAUGCUAACGUCGGCGAAUUAUUUAAAAUUACAACUUUAUUUUUAUUUUUAAAAAGAAAACGCACUUUAGCUAUUAAAUAUCCAAAUAUAUUUAUAAAUGCACUGAAACACCUCGGCAGUGAUACGAGAGUUAUGUUUUAUGAUCUAGGGCGUCGCUCAAUGUCCCAGCACAAAUUUUAUCAAUUAUUGUCAAGUGAAAUUUAUUAACUAAGUGGUAACUGUGAAAAGCGUAUAAAUAUUUAAAAGAAAAACGAUUAUGGAUUAAGGAUUAUUGAUUGUCUGUUGUGUGUAAAGAAAUAUAUAUAUAUAUAUAUAUAUAUAUAUAUAUAUAUAUAUAUAUAUAUAUAUAUAUAUAUAUAUAUAUAUAUGAGUUAAGUGGACACAGAGACAGGUAUUUAAAAUGUGAUCGUUUCUUAAAACCGGUCUCAGCUUUACUCGUUCUCUUUCUCUAUCAUAAUUGUUCGUGUGCGUAUGCAACUGACUCUCUUUCUCUAUUGAGAGAGUCAUCGACCACUUAUAUUUUCCCUUCGUGUCACGGACUAAACAUUUUUUUAUUAUAUAUAUAUACAUAUAUAUACAGUUUAACCUACUUCCAUGUGCUCGUGAGUGACCUCAAGUAGUCGAAUAAUAACGAAAAAAAGGAAGAAAAAUAAAUAAUAAAAAAAUAUAAAUUAAUUUAAUUGUACAUUGAACGUCAUCAAUAUUUAUAACAGUAAUUUGACAGUCCAAUUGGCUGAUUAAUAUUUGCAUUUAUUAUUUAAAGUUCACGAUCUUAAAUACCAUGAAUUUAUUUAUUUACUUAUUUAUUAUUAUUAUCAUCGCUCUAAUUAAUCUUUUAACGUAAUUUAAUUAUGUCAGUUUACGAGACUUGUAAUUCAAUUAUAUAUCAACAUCAUCACCAGACGGUUAUUCUAUUCUGUUACCAUUUAAAUUAAAUGACAAACGUUAUCUUGUUAGAUUCUUUUUUUUUCUUUUCUUUUCUCUUUUUUUUGGCAACAAUGAUGAUAUUAAAACACGUGUUACAUAAAAGCUAUCUUGUUAUUUUAAGUAGAGAUUAUAACAGAGUAUUUAUAUUGUAUAUGUAACGAUUAUUUUUUGUGUUUACCAAUACUAUUACUCAUUUGGCUUCCAUCAACUUAUGUGUAUAAUAUUACAUACACAGUAUUUAAGUGACUGAAGAGAUAAAACAUCAAAGUUAAGUCAUGUCAGUGGCACAAUUUUUUUCCGAUCAUUUAUAUAUUGUAUUGUAUAAAUUUAAAAAAACAAAUGUCUUCUGUAUUUUAUUCGUAAUAUUAAUUAACAUAACUUGACACUGCGUUAAAUGGAUUUAUUAAAAUUAUUAUAAUUUUUUAAAUCAAUCACUCGCUAUUGACGUACAAAGCACACGAAUUUAAAAACAUCACGGAAAAUAAAUAUUAUUUAUGAGAAAGAGAACGGUAGAAAUUUCUCCAGUGAAAAUAAAUAUUUUUUUUUUUUUAAAUAAAUUUUGUGGAAAAAAAAUUAUACGGAUUCCAUUAUUUGAAAUGUUAUUAAUCAGAGAAGAGAUACUAUAAAUAUAUCAGGUGGAGAUUUGUGAAUUCAUUAUUUCGAUUUAUAUUUUAUUGUGACAGCUAAUUAUCUAAAAGUUAUUUCGGAGUAAUUAUGUUCAAGUAGAGAGAGAAAGAGAGAGAGAGUGAAUGAAAAUUAUGUAAAUUGAAUGGGCUGAAAGUUUAUUAACUAGCGGAGCCUUGAAAAAUAUAUGUUAUUAUUGACAUUUUAAAUAAUUGCAAUAAUAAUAAUAAUUAUUAAUAAUAAUAAAUUUUGUCAUUGUGCUAUUAGCUUAUAAAUAAAUGACCGCCCAAGUCAAGUGUUUCACGCAUUAUAUGUCUGCGAGUCAUUUUAAAUAAAUAUUAAAGUGUUAAGUUGUAAGUAAUGUAUAAGCGUAUAUUUAAAGUGUAUGUAUAUGUAUAUGAAUAUGAAUAUGAGUGAGUUUUAAAAAAAGAGUGCGCAAGAGAACGAGGAAGAUGCUCGUACGCAACUACUGUUUUAAGUAUAAUUUUUUAUCGCUGUCAAUACUGCAAUUAGUUUGUAAUAAGGGUAUGUAAUUGUAAUUACAGAUAAAAUUUUGAAAUUUUAAUUAAAAAUUUAAUUAGUGCGCUGUAAAAAAUUGGGAGUGAUUACGGAUUUUAUUUAAAUCCGAAUUCACUCCGUCACUUGGAGUUCCGGAGUUUAAAAAAAAAUCACUCUGCAUAUGGAGUAAAUAAGGAGUUUGUUUUUUUUUAACUGAUUGCUGAGUAAUCUGGAGUUUAAUUAAAUCCACAUUCACUCCGAUUUGGAGUUUUACUGUUGAAAUAAACUUUCUUUUGAAGUGAAUUUUACUCCGAAGGGGUCGAAUAAAUAAAUAUCUGCUUUGCAUUCACUCCGGAUUUACUCCGGUAAUUUUUUCCAGCGUAUGAGGGCUUACGGUCAGUAACUUAGAAGUAACAUGUUUUAAAUAAAAUAAAAUUUAUCAGAUUUAUUGAGGAUAAUUAAAUAAAAUAAAAUAAAUUAUUAAUAAAAUUUAGAGGCUGAUUUUAUGAGAUGGGGGCUAAAAAAAAGUUGAGCAAAUAAAAUGUCUAUUGUCUGAAUAAUUAUUGCGCAGUUUGAAUACGAUGUACUGCUUGUUCUCUUACAUAUUCGUCCAUGAAUUGAAUAGCUUUUUUGGAUUGCGUGAUUGCAUUAAAAACAAAAAUAAAAAAAAGUAGAGAGCUAAUUAAAUUUGUAGAAGCAUUAGAUCUAAAGCGCGCAGGACGCGCCGCGACAAUUAAUCGAUAUGUAUUUGUGUUGGCAAAAUUUUUAAAUUUAUUUUCUGGUAGUAUAAGUGUACUGUGCUUGCGAUUGUUAUUACUACCGCUGCUAUUUAUAUUAUUAAAAUUUAUUUAUUUGGCUCUUCAGUCUCCUGUCUCAGAAAAAUAAUUCGGCAGCUCAGAGUCACUGGGGCUUUAUUUUUUUAUUGUAAAAAAAAAGUACUAGCCUUCGUGAUUGAAUCUCAUUUUUGCGAGCUAAAUUAUUGCUGGUAACAAAGCCCGUAGUUACACAAUGUUUCGUUAUUAUAAAAAUUAUUGGUAUUAUGUAUUUUAGAAAUAAUUGUAUCAACAUGUUGGGGUAAAUUAAUAAAAAAAGUCUCCCGUAGAGAGACAUAAUUUUUAUCUCUUAAGUAUGACCAUACGCAUCUGGAAUGUGUCUUAAUUUUUGUAAUUUAAAUCUAAAAUUGUACGAAAAAAAUAAUUGCUAGUAAAAAAAAAAAAACAAAAAAAAAAUUGAGCUUUAAUAUAUCAUCUAAAACAUCACAAUUGGAACUUUUAUUUGCACUCUUGUAUUAUUUAAAUGCGAAAAAUAAAAAAAGCAAACGUUAUUCA